ACAAGUGGCCCAUUACCAUCGCCCAAUCAAACUCUGCCACGUACCAAUAUUUCCAACCUUUUAAUUUUUUUAAUCUUUUCAAUCGCCUUUUUAUGAUCAUAUCUUCUUCUUCCCCAAGAAUAUCCAGAAAAGUAGGGAACCCAAAAAUGGCUACUUCACUCUCAUCUUAUCUUCUUCUCUGUUCUCUGUUCAUCCUCUCUUUUAUAUCUUUAACACAAUCUAUCGAUGAUCAAACGAAGACGUAUAUCAUCCACGCUUCCAAAUCUCACAAACCUAACACGUUUUCCACUCAUCACCACUGGUAUUCAUCCGUUCUCCAGUCAGUUUCAUCAUCAAACCAACAAUCUGACAUCAUCUACACGUACGAACGCUCGGUCAACGGUUUCUCCGCUAGGUUGACCCGAUCACAAGCCUCUCAACUCCGUCGUCUUCCCAGCAUACUCUCUGUAAUUCCAGAUCGCCGGAGAACGCUUCACACAACUCACACACCUAACUUUUUAGGUUUAGCUGAUACUUUCGGCCUCUGGCCUAACGCUGAGUACGGAGAUGAUGUUAUUGUUGGAGUACUUGACACCGGAAUCUGGCCGGAACGACCUAGUUUCUCCGAUGAAGGUCUUCCACCGGUUCCAUCAACCUGGAAAGGCAGUUGUGAAGUCACUCCGGAUUUUCCGGCAACGGCGUGUAACCGUAAGAUUAUCGGUGCUAAGGCGUAUUACAGAGGAUAUACGGCUAGUUUAAACGGACGGUUGAAUGAAACUAACGGUAGUCUAUCUCCUAGGGAUACUGAAGGUCAUGGAACUCAUACGGCUUCUACGGCUGCUGGUGCGGUGGUGAAGGAUGCCGGAUUUUUUGACUUUGCUACCGGUGAAGCUAGAGGUAUGGCGAUUAAGGCUAGAAUUGCUGUUUACAAGAUCUGUUGGAGUGCAGGUUGUUACGAUUCCGAUAUACUUGCUGCUAUGGAUCAAGCGAUUGAUGACGGUGUACACAUCAUCUCGUUAUCAGUUGGAUCUAGCGGUUACGCUCCUCAGUAUUAUCGUGAUUCGAUUGCUAUUGGAGCUUUUGGAGCGAUGCAACACGGUAUUCUGACGUCAUGUUCGGCAGGAAACUCCGGUCCAGGUGCUUAUACAGCUGUCAACAUCGCUCCGUGGAUUUUCACAAUCGGAGCUUCUACUAUUGACAGAGAGUUUCCGGCGGAUGUUGUUCUUGGCGACGGUAGAGUUUACGGCGGCGUAUCGUUGUACUCCGGUGACGGACUCGGAGAAGUUCAGUAUCCGUUAGUUUACGCAGCGGAUUGCGGUGAUCGGUACUGUUAUUCCGGCAGACUAAACGCCUCACUUGUCGCCGGAAAAAUCGUGAUCUGCGACCGUGGAGGUAACGCUAGGGUUGAAAAAGGAGCCGCCGUGAGAGAAGCCGGAGGCGUCGGAAUGAUCCACACGAAUUUAGACGAAAACGGUGAAGAAUUACUAGCUGAUGCUCAUCUCUGUCCAGCAACUAUGCUCGGUGCAGCUGCCGGAGAUAAAGUCAAAGAGUAUUUGAAAUCAGAUCCGUCACCAACGGCCACGAUUGUGUUUAGAGGAACGGUUAUUGGAACUUCACCGUCGGCGCCACGUGUGGCGUCGUUCUCCAGCCGUGGACCUAACUACCGUACGGCGGAGAUUCUAAAACCUGACGUCAUUGCUCCUGGUGUAAAUAUCUUAGCCGGUUGGACCGGGUACACUAGCCCGACCAGUUUGGAUUCGGACUCAAGACGGGUCGAUUUCAAUAUCAUAUCCGGAACUUCAAUGUCGUGUCCUCACGUGAGUGGGUUAUGCGCUUUGUUACGUAAGGCCCAUCCCACGUGGUCCCCAGCUGCAAUAAAAUCUGCGUUAAUGACAACCGCUAAGUAUUUGGACAAUAUCGGAGAGAAUAUUACGGAUCUUGCCACUGGGGUUGAAUCCACACCGUUUGUUCAUGGAUCCGGACACGUGGACCCGAACCGAGCGCUUAACCCAGGGUUGGUGUAUGAUGUUGGGGUGGAUGAUUACGUGGCAUUCCUUUGUGCCAUUGGAUAUGAUUCGAGUAAAAUUGCUACUUUUGUGAAAGAUCCAGUGGAUUGCAGUGUAGGGAAGUUGAGUAGUCCUGGGGAUCUAAACUACCCGUCUUUUUCAGUGGUGUUUGAUUCUAAAAACAGCGGCGUUGUGAAGUAUAAGAGGGUGGUGAAGAAUGUGGGUGAUGUGGAUUGUGUUUAUGAGGUGAGUGUGAGUUCUCCGCCCGGUGUGGAGGUGGUUGUGUCGCCAGAGAAGCUUGAGUUUAGUGAAGAGAAGACAGAGGCUGAGUAUGAGAUUACUUUCACCUCCAGUGGUGGCGGUUCGCAGGCGUUUGGUGCAAUUGAGUGGAGUGAUAAGGUGCAUAGUGUAAGAAGCCCUAUCGCGGUUGUAUGGAGUUCGAAUCCAUGGGAUAUGACCAUGUAAUUUACCAAUUUAGGCAUUGUGUUGAUUAAAAGCUGGCAUCUGGCUCACACGAGGGAUAAACUCAUGUUGGUGUUUUUCUUUUAGUUUAAGUUGGGUUAUGAUCAUAAUAAUAUUGUAUCAAUUUCUCUCUUGUUGUAAAAAUAGUAGCACAAGUUCAAGAAGAAUGUCAGUUUACGGUUUGUUUUCUUAAUAUUUCAAGAAUGUACAAACCGUGUGUAAUGUUAUGGCCUUGUACCGACAAAAACUGUUUAUUUUUCUUAUAAAGUUCUCGGAUUUGUUUUUG
Helianthus annuus (common sunflower) is the source of this 2733-nucleotide messenger RNA. Its product is annotated as subtilisin-like protease SBT1.4. The record is from RefSeq and is a predicted model, not a curated record. The coding region runs from base 93 to 2450 and encodes 785 amino acids. Gene Ontology annotation, molecular function: serine-type endopeptidase activity. Gene Ontology annotation, biological process: proteolysis. The transcript has a single exon. Lineage: Eukaryota; Viridiplantae; Streptophyta; Magnoliopsida; Asterales; Asteraceae.